AUGAGUCUCAGUAUAUCGAAAUUUUUUUCGAAAAAGAAAACAACUACUGACAAUAGUGUCGCUGAAAUAGGUUUGCCUACAAAUGUUUUUCAUCAAUUCCAUGUAAUUAAAAAUGAAGAAACGGGCCAACUCGAAGGAUUACCAGAUCCUUGGAUUCGUUUACUCAACACUCAAAUUUCAAAAUCAGAACAAGAUUCACACCCAGCUGCAGCUCUUCAAGCAAUUAAAUUUUAUAAUUAUUCGAUAAAAAAAAAGCCUGUUGAAGAAGUUUUCAAGCCAUUUGUUACUGAAGAUUUAAUUGAAGAAGAAUCCCAGGAAAUUGAUCAAAUUUUGAUGAAAAAAUAUAAAUCAAAUGAUUCCCAAAGUUCUAAUUCUGCUAGUAUUGACGGUCAGGAGCAUACUGUGCCAGAGUUACCAAAAAAAAUUAGUAAACCUCCGAAGCCACUUCCGAGAAAGCAUACCGAGCGUGUUGAUAAAACUUUGACAGAAAUUUUAGAAGAUCUCAAUGCUUAUCAAUUAGACGACAGUAGUUUGACGGAAGACAAAGAAACAAUUGAAGAAGAAAGUCCUGUUCUUCGUAAAAAAAGUGACAGUUCAUUAGAACGUUUCAGGCAAGGUGAGUAA
This is a messenger RNA of Cotesia congregata, 624 nucleotides long. The record is from the annotation of a GenBank genome assembly. Lineage: Eukaryota; Metazoa; Arthropoda; Insecta; Hymenoptera; Braconidae.